Drosophila montana is the source of this 905-nucleotide messenger RNA. RefSeq names its product NADH dehydrogenase (ubiquinone) B17 subunit (gene ND-B17). Bases 169 to 666 code for a protein of 165 amino acids. The transcript has 4 exons. NCBI's taxonomy places the organism in Eukaryota, Metazoa, Arthropoda, Insecta, Diptera, Drosophilidae. The record is from RefSeq and is a predicted model, not a curated record. Gene Ontology annotation, biological process: mitochondrial electron transport, NADH to ubiquinone.
UGCAACCACGAUCGACCCACCAAUACUGGGACUAGUUGCAGUGAUAUACUCGCCAAGUAACUGUUUAGUACAGAAGGCACAUCUCAAACUGCCCGCGUUUCGCGCUGAAUGACAACUGAAACAGCUGUUUUCGUUUUUUCAUCGCUUGUGAAAAAGAGCUGAAACAAAAUGGUUGCCGGCGGCGCAUCUGAUACGGGGGGCGUUAAGCCCAUGACCAUCGCGGGCCGCAUGGUCCGCGAACGCGAGCGCCUCAUUGGCAUGACGCCCGAGGAGCGCGCCUGGCGCAAGCAAUGGAUCAAGGACCAGGAGCUGCCCCACGGGCCGCGCAAGGUGCCAGCUCUGGAGCUCGAGCUGAACAAUCCCAUCAGGCGUUUCUAUCGCGCGCCUUUGGAUAAGGUUUGCAGCGUUCUAACGCCGGCGCUGGGCUUCCAGCGCGCCUACACAGUACGCUACUGGACCGGCAAGGCGCUGAUCGCGCUGACGGGCAUUUACGCCGCCGCCUACUAUUUAAAAUAUAAUCAGAAUGAUUGGACACGCAAGGGCGGCUGGCGUGUGAUAUCCUCGCGCAAGGCGUGCGUGCCCGGCGACGAGGGCUAUCCCCGUGUCUCGGAUCGCUCGGCGCCCGCCGACUACGCGGCGCGCGGCUUCCAGCAGUCCCCGAUCUAAGAACUGUGCCACACACUCCCGAGAUCCGCUGCCAGCGCUUUGCUUAAGUUUGAAACGUCUUUGAAUUAAUGUUAGCAAAAACCAAUUCGCAAUAAACAUGGAACACAAACACACACACACAAACGGGCUGUAAGUGUAUUAGCUGCAGAGCUUUGUCCAUGGCAAAUGGGCAACCAUUUUUUUUUGAUGCCCUUGCAGAGGGUACCUUGAUUUUCUCAUUAAAUAUGUAACGCAACAUU